ACCGAGAAUAUUAUUCGUGAAACAAAAUAAUUACGAACGAACAAAACUCGAUCGGGUUUCAGUUAGUGAAUUGUUUAAAUUUGAACAAUGUCUCGUGCUACAGUAAUAAUUACGUUACUCGGAGUGUCAGUGUUGUUCCACAGUUCAACUUCAGUAGAUCUUCCCCGGUUCGUGGGUCCGGGAUCAAACGUGACGGUAGCUGUGGGAAGAGAUGCUGUCUUCAUCUGCAGGGUUGAUGAACUGCAGUCAUUUAAGGUGGCGUGGCUUCGUGUGGACACGCAGACGGUGCUGACGAUCGCGGCGCACGUGAUAACCAAGAACCACCGCAUCAGCGUGAUUCACGGCGACGGCACUUGGACGUUGGUGCUGCGUGACGUCACGCCGGCGGACGGGGGCAGCUACAUGUGUCAGGUGAACACGGAGCCCAUGAUGAGUCAGCUGCACGAGUUACACGUUGUGGUAUCGCCGGACAUCGACGACGAAGCCAGCAGCGGUGACGUCACGGUUGAGGAGGGAGAGAGACUGGCCCUUCGCUGUGUGGCCUCCGGAACCCCUACACCAAGUGUCACGUGGAGGAGGGAGGACUUCAGACAUUAUAGAAUUGAUAAUCAAACUGUAGUAUCGAAGUGGAGCGGAGAAUGGCUGAACAUAUCAAGUGUGGAGAGAGCGACAUCGGGAGCAUAUCUAUGUAUAGCUACCAACGGGGUGCCACCAUCUGUCAGUAAGAGGAUAUUGCUGCGUGUUGUAUUCGCCCCCUCAGUUUGGUCCGGUCAUGCAGCAGCUUGGGCCCUAACCGGUUCCUCAGUGAUCCUACAGUGCACAUCAGAAGCAUACCCUAUUUCCGCCUCAUAUUGGGUCUUUGACGGUGAACUACUAGUAAAUGGUAGCAAACACAUGGAGAGCAUUAUAUCGCGAGAGUACCGACACACCAUGACGCUGGUAGUGAACGACAUGUCACGAGAGGACGCGGGCUCGUAUCGCUGUCACGUGGACAAUCAUCUUGGAAACGCUCAAGCGGAAAUAUCCUUAUACAUGGUUACAACAACGACUUCAACAACAACAACAACGACCACAACAACAACAACAACGACAGCACUACCAACAACUACGAUGGUCACAUAUGAAGAAAGAUAUACAGACAGACCACUUCGAGAUAAGAUGGAGGAUCCAGCUCUAGAACAAUCAGACAUUUAUGUUGUUCUCAGCCAACAUCAAAUGCAAACCCUAGAGCUGUUAACUACAUUAUGACCUGGAAGCGGGGAGGGCGCACAGUCUCCUUGGUCAGAUGGUUGGUCCCCAGCACACGACGCAGCUACAAAAAAUGCUCCAAUGUUAGUAAUAACAUUGGUCACAAUAUUAACCAUGGUGACGAGAUAAAUGAACUCGAACGAAUUUAUGACGUUUAAAGUGGGAUGGUCAGUGUGCUAGUGAACUUUUUAAAUAAAAUGUGAAUACUAACUUUAUCAAGUUCAGCGUCAUUUUUAUUUAUAGAAAAUGUUACAUUAUUGCCAGCCAAAAUUAUAGAUUUAAAUAUGAUGUAAAUUAUAAUAUAAGUUUACUGAAUGUUACUGAAAUACGUAUUUGAGGACUUGAUUCGUUCCUACGAAGCCUGUGAAGAGUUCCAUGAGGAUGACAGGUCCAACCAUUUUUAAAUGGUUCCAGAUAUAAUUGUUAAAAGCUAGCCAUAUUAAUAAAAAUCCAGAAACAUUCAGUAAUAAUAAUGUAAAUACAAAAUGUUUGUUUGAUGCUAUUUUGAAAAAUAUAUAUUGCAACCAUCUGAAUUGAUCUAUAAGAUUUUUUUAAUCUAGUAGCAGCUAUGUGCAUCUCAUCGUUGAAGCACGCACUCAUAAAGUAUAUCACAAAGAUAUAUAUAUUGAGAUAGUUAUAAAGUCUCCGAUGUUCAUUACAUCAUGAAAUGUUAUAAGACCCUGAAGCCAUUCAAUUUAAAAUAAAAACCAGUUGUAUGAUUUAGGAAAACUUUAAUAAAAAUUAUUACAAUUAUUGUUACAUAAUGUAAGAAAAAUGUCAAAGUCAAAGUGGUGUUUUGCGCUUUCAAAAUGGUGUCAUUUUAAUUGUAUACACAUUAUUUACGAUAAAAUUUAA
Messenger RNA from Leptidea sinapis, 2103 nucleotides. Its product is annotated as opioid-binding protein/cell adhesion molecule homolog. The transcript has 10 exons. The record is from RefSeq and is a predicted model, not a curated record. NCBI's taxonomy places the organism in Eukaryota, Metazoa, Arthropoda, Insecta, Lepidoptera, Pieridae. Bases 88 to 1248 code for a protein of 386 amino acids. Gene Ontology annotation, cellular component: neuron projection.